AUGACGACGAGAUAUCGUGUCGAGUAUGCCCUCAAGACGCACAGGCGGGAUCAAUUCAUCGAAUGGGUCAAGGGCCUGCUGGCAGUCCCGUUUGUUCUGUACUCGCAACCCACAGGCCUUCCUGGGGAUGAUGCCAGCGUCACCAAGAUGGCCGAGGAGGCGCACAGGCGGUACGCAGAAAUCAUGCGAGACGUCGAGCUGAUGAUUGACGAUCACAUCCUGCGACAGAGACAGUACCUAUCCCAGAUGCAGGCCCAGGACGGUCCUUACGCGGGCUUCAUCUCCCCCGUGCCCUCCAAACUAGGCAUGCUGGUUCCAACAGCCGGCCCCUUCUUCACGAGGCUGCCCCUGGAAGCCGCCUUCAAGUACCAGGACCGGAAGCGAUACAUCUCGUCCCGGCGCUACGUGGCCCCGUCCUUCAACGAUGUACGUCUGAUUCUCAACUCGGCGCAAAUCAUGGCCGUCACGGGCGGUGCGCUUCAGCUAGCCACGUUUGAUGGUGACGUGACCCUGUACGACGACGGGGAGAGCCUGGAACCGUCGAGUCCCGUGAUUCCGCGAUUACUCGACCUCCUGCGGAAAAACAUUCGGAUCGGCAUCGUCACCGCUGCCGGCUACACCUCUGGUGAAGGGUACUACGGCCGUCUCCACGGGCUUCUGGACGCCAUUGCCGGCUCGGCGGACCUGGACGACUCGCAGAAGCACAACCUCGUCAUCAUGGGCGGCGAGGCCAACUAUCUGUUCACGUUUGACGCGUCGUCGCCGCACCGCCUGGCCUCGGUGCCCCGGCCCGACUGGCUCACCCCCGAGAUGGCGGCCUGGUCCGAGGCGGAGAUUGCGGCUCUUCUCGACGUGGCCGAGUCGGCCCUGCGCGACUGCGUGCGCACCCUGAACCUGCCGGCGACGAUUGUGCGCAAGGACCGGGCGGUGGGCAUCGUCCCGUCGGAGCCGCACCUGCGCAUCGCGCGCGAGAGCCUGGAGGAGACGGUCCUGGUGGUGCAGCGCAUCCUCGAGCUGAGCCACCUGGGCGCGCCGCAGACGCAGCCGCAGACCCCCCAGAGCCAGACGGAGCCGCAGACGCAUUCCCAGAUGCAGUCCCCGGCCCAGGCCCAGGCCCAGGCCCAGGCGCGGCGCGGCGGCCGCCAGAGGGGGAUCCCGUUCUGCGCCUUCAACGGCGGGCGCGACGUCUUUGUCGACAUUGGAGACAAGAGCUGGGGCGUGACGGUGUGCCAGCAGUGGUUCGGACGGCAGGGCACGGCCAUCCGGGGCGAGAACACGCUCCACGUGGGAGACCAAUUCCUGAGCGCCGGGUCCAACGACUUCAAGGCCCGCAGCGUCGGCACCACGGCGUGGAUCGCCAGCCCGGCCGAGACGGUGGAGCUACUGGACGAGCUGGCGGACCUGAUGCAGAAGAAGCUGUCGUGA
Molecule: messenger RNA, 1425 nt
Organism: Ustilaginoidea virens
Lineage: Eukaryota; Fungi; Ascomycota; Sordariomycetes; Hypocreales; Clavicipitaceae
Exons: 5
Coding region: 1-1425 (474 amino acids)
Biological process (GO): nucleotide metabolic process; nicotinic acid riboside biosynthetic process; inosine salvage
Molecular function (GO): magnesium ion binding
Source: RefSeq, a predicted model, not a curated record